AUGUCUCAAUCCAUCAAUGUUUCCACUCCCAGAAUAUUGCUCACAAACGACGAUGGGCCUCCCUCGCGGGAUUCCCCCUACAUUUAUGGCCUCUUUCGACAUUUGACAACCCAUCACGGCUGGGAUGUCAAAGUCGUCAUUCCAAGUUCUCAGAAGAGUUGGAUAGGUAAAGCGUAUCACAUCACGGAAAUCACCAAGGGUAGAUAUUACUACCCAAGAGAGCCUGAUGGCAUGGGCGAGAUAUCUGAAAUUUCUAGACCGUUGAAAGAUGGCGAAGUGGCCGAAUGGAUUCUCCUGGACGGCACCCCUGCAACCUGCGCUAACAUUGCGGUUCAUAAUAUAUACCCCGGACACUUCAACCUUGUGAUAAGCGGUCCUAAUCUCGGCCGAAACACAUCAUCUGCAUUUGCUCUCUCGUCGGGAACAAUUGGUGCUGCGCUCUCAUCAUCCUUAUCUCAGAUACGCUCGAUUGCUCUUUCGUACGGAACCGUCAUACAUCCAACACCUUCUACAUACUUCCAGCCUGCACAUCUCCUUGGUGCUAGCAUUGUCCGGCAUCUAUGGGAGAACUGGGGAGAAGACGAAGGUGGUUUGCGGGAUAAUGAAGUAGAUCUAUACAGCGUGAAUAUCCCUUUGAUAGAAGGAUUGCUGGCCGAAGAAGGUCUGAAGGUCUGUUGGACUCGCAUGUGGAGAAAUUCGUACGGCCGCCUCUUCAAGGAAAUUUCUGGAGACGCAGGAAGAACAAUAGAUCCUGCUGGACCCGAUUCGCUCGCUGCUCGACCUUCUGAUCUCGACAACUCGGGCAACCCCUCGUCUUCCAUACCAACAAGGAGUCUUACAUUCAAGUUUAAGCCUGACAUGAGGGGUUUGAUCACUCCAGACUCGACUUCGCUCCCAGUCGGUUCGGACGGCUGGGCAAUUCAUAACGGCUGGGUUAGCGUGACACCCCUACGAGCCAGCUUCGCUGAGCCAGACCAUGAAGAAAUCGCUAUUGAAGAGAAGGUGUGGAAGAUGAAGUUGUAA
This is a messenger RNA of Pleurotus ostreatus (oyster mushroom), 1023 nucleotides long. RefSeq lists its product as uncharacterized. The record is from RefSeq and is a predicted model, not a curated record. The transcript has 9 exons. The coding region runs from base 1 to 1023 and encodes 340 amino acids. Lineage: Eukaryota; Fungi; Basidiomycota; Agaricomycetes; Agaricales; Pleurotaceae. Gene Ontology annotation, molecular function: hydrolase activity. Gene Ontology annotation, cellular component: P-body.